GGCUCUAACCCCUCUCCCCGUGGCGCAGUUCCCGGAGAUGCUGUUCGAGGAGGACACGGAGCUCUGCGCCGACCUGUGUCUGCGGCUCCUACGGCACUGCAGCAGCCGCGUGGCUGCCAUCCGCGCCCACGCCAGCGCCUCCCUCUACCUGCUCAUGCGCCAGAACUUCGAGAUCGGCCACAACUUUGCCCGGGUGAAGAUGCAGGUGACCAUGUCUCUGUCCUCGCUCGUCGGGACCUCGUCCAACUUCAACGAGGAGCAUCUGCGGCGCUCGCUGAAAACCAUCCUGAGCUACGCCGAGGAGGACGCCGGGCUGCGGGACAGCAGCUUCGCUGAGCAGGUGCAGGACCUCGUCUUCAACCUGCACAUGAUCCUCACCGACACGGUCAAGAUGAAGGAGCAUCAGGAGGAUCCAGAGAUGCUGAUUGACCUGAUGUACAGGAUCGCCAAGGGCUACCAGAACUCCCCGGACCUGCGGCUGACGUGGCUGCAGAACAUGGCGGCCAAGCACUCGUCGCAGGGGAACCACGCCGAGGCGGCGCAGUGCCUGGUGCACGCGGCCGCGCUGGUGGCCGAGUACCUGAGCAUGCUGGAGGACUCCCGCCACCUGCCCGUGGGCUGCGUCUCCUUCCAG
Molecule: messenger RNA, 634 nt
Organism: Terrapene triunguis (Three-toed box turtle)
Lineage: Eukaryota; Metazoa; Chordata; Testudines; Emydidae
Product: dedicator of cytokinesis protein 6-like
Exons: 4
Biological process (GO): small GTPase-mediated signal transduction; positive regulation of GTPase activity
Cellular component (GO): cytosol
Molecular function (GO): guanyl-nucleotide exchange factor activity
Source: RefSeq, a predicted model, not a curated record